Molecule: messenger RNA, 1584 nt
Organism: Penicillium coprophilum
Lineage: Eukaryota; Fungi; Ascomycota; Eurotiomycetes; Eurotiales; Aspergillaceae
Exons: 2
Coding region: 1-1584 (527 amino acids)
Source: RefSeq, a predicted model, not a curated record
AUGUCUGAACCAAAGAUGCCUGGACCUAAAGCCAAAGAUGCCAGAAUGGCUUGCAGCCCUUCAGAAGGAGCAGGCUUCAUCAAGCAGCAGGAGCGUCUUCGAGAUCGCUGCACCAGACUCCUCGCAGAUCACCUGAAGACAAACCCUGAUGUUGUUUGGACACCCGAAAAUGGCCAAGCAAGUCCCCCCAGCACGGAGGAAGAAAAGGCUCAGCUCGAACUAGUCUUGGAUAUUCAAUUCAAUGAAGAAACCGGCCAGCCAACCUUCCCCCUGACCAAGUUUGUUGACUCCCGCGAAAGGGGACGACGAUAUCCAUAUGACUUCGAUACCAUGGGCAACAUCAAUCCUCACCGCGUGUCUUCAGGACCCGCUCCAACCAUCUGGGCUCAUGGCCUACCCUUCUUCCCGGUAUACAAAGGUUAUUACAUCCUCUGUGGACGCGCAAAUGUCGACUGCGUUGGCUGGUUGCUCUGUGACAAAACCAGAGAUAUCAUGCAAGCGAACCCGAUCUGGUCCAUUGGGGCGGUCAUUGCACCUGACUCUGCCGUGAAUCUGCCUCAUACUAUCAAUCGUCAACUGAUACUGCACAAGCCACACGGUACCGAGAAAGAUCCAAAGUACAGGGGUAGAAUCUGGGCUCGCGAUUUUGUGGCUGAUGAGCACCAUUUCUGCGCAGUUGUUCCAAAUCCAGACACUAAUGAGAUUGAGAUCUGCCCGCUGUGGAAAGCCUGGGGCUACAACGUCCGUUGUGGACCCAUGCAGGAUGGCGUGAAGCCAACUGUCAUGCCAAAGGAGUUCUUUGCCAGACAUGGUAUCAAAGAUAUCGACUAUUCCUAUCUCGAUAGACCAUACGCCAACCAGAUGAUGGACGAGGAUGAAGAGUCAGAUGGCAAAGCAGACCCAUAUAGUGAGAUUGAGGCUAAAGAUCCCGCUGGAACGAGCGGUGAAGCUGCUAGCAGUAGCAACCAGCCCGCUGUGACCAAAUCUGAGUCUAACCUGGGCGUGGAUAUGAGCAUUGACUGCCCAGCGAAGGCUCCAACGCAGGACCAAGAGCAAGGACCAGCGAAAGACGUGGAAGAGGCCACAGAAGAGACCUCAAAAGAGAUACCGAAAGAGGCCACGGAAACCGCCACGGAAGGCGUCACUGAAGAUCCUAGGGAACAGGCUACCGAGAAGAGCACCAAAGAGCCUGAAACUGCGGCCUCGGACAUCGAGGAGAAACAACCUGUUGUUUCUAGCAGCAUUGUGGACACUGAUCUCGAUUUGGGCAUGGCUAUAAAAGAUCAAACACAAAAAUCCAUUGAAAACGCCGACCCCGAGCAUACCGGCACUCCUGCUACCCCCUUUGUCGAGACCACCGUCCAGGAAAUUGCAAUUGUUCAAGCUACUCAAGUGAAGCCGAUGACUAGACAGCCUGACAUUGAGCAGACAGCGACUGGUGCACCGGCUGAGAGUAUUCAUAUCACCGAGCCGCCUAAGGUGGAGCAAACAGUCCCGGAACAGCUCAGUAAUGAGGAGUUGGGCACCGCAGCAACUUGUGGCUUGUCCGUGGCGCCGAAGAUUGCCGAGGCCUCUGCAUCUUGA